GUCCUUCAGAAAACGACGUAUCGCUUUGAAACAGGAACUGACGCCGCUUUGCGCUUAGACCAGUUGUUUAAAUUAAAACUUGUUAGUUUCAGGUCUGAACAUGUUAUUUCCAUUCAAGCCUUUUUUCAAGUCCAUUCCGACGCACAUGGAUUAUAAAGGUCAGAAACUGGCUGAACAGAUCUUUCAAGGGAUAAUACUCAUCUCAGCGGUGAUUGGAUUCAUUUACGGUCUCAUCAUUCAACAAUUUGGGUGGACUGUAUACAUAGUGUUGGGUGGUUUUGCAGUGUCCUGCCUGUUGACGCUGCCCCCGUGGCCCAUGUACAGAAAGAACCCUUUGUCGUGGCAGCCAGCGAUGCCAGAGAGCAGUGGAGAGUCCAGCCAAAAACCUCAGGAAAACAUCAAGAAGAAGAAGCACAAAUAACUUACAGACGUCACAUCUUUUUGUGUUGGAGUUAUUGAGUUUUGUGUCUCCACUUAUGUUUGAAGCACUGGGAAGGAUAGUGGUGUUUCAGAAAUAAAUUUCAAAUUAUACAGAC
This is a messenger RNA of Thalassophryne amazonica, 536 nucleotides long. RefSeq names its product signal peptidase complex subunit 1 (gene spcs1). Bases 101 to 421 code for a protein of 106 amino acids. The record is from RefSeq and is a predicted model, not a curated record. Gene Ontology annotation, cellular component: signal peptidase complex; endoplasmic reticulum membrane. Gene Ontology annotation, biological process: protein targeting to ER. The transcript has 4 exons. NCBI's taxonomy places the organism in Eukaryota, Metazoa, Chordata, Actinopteri, Batrachoidiformes, Batrachoididae.